GUCGGACUUAACCCGCGGUCACACUGGUCGCGUGAAUUCUGUGUAAUUUUUAGCAUUUAAAUUUAAUUUUUUGUGAUUUGUGUUGUAAGAAUCCAACAAAUAGUACUUUGCUGGCGGAGCGCUUUUUCUGUUCGAUGUUCGGUCUGAUACGUGGAGAUAACAUAAGGUAGCAAAUGUGUGGUGGUUGAGAGUUCUCGGCGUCGGUAUCGCGCGCCGACCAAACAUUUAUUUUUUUUUUUUUUGCCCAAUGCUAAAAGAGACGCGAAGAAGCCAAUAAGUGUAGCGAAGAUUAAUUAAAUGUGCGUUGCGCGCGUGUCGUCACACACCAAUUAAUCGAAUUAAAGCGGUGCCCCAAGUUGGAUAAUGCGGCCACAGUGCCACAGCUUCAGCUGCUGUUUAGUCUGUUUGUGUUGUCCAAGUCCCACGUCCGCUGGUUGCCAUGAUGCGAUACUCGGAAAUCUCACGCGACCUGUCCAUGGAUAAUCUGCGCUACUCGGAGUUGAGCAGAAAACCAACAACCGACUAUAAUGGAUACGCUGGGCAGGCGUAUUCUACGCAGUUGCAGUUCAGACAGAGCUCCCCCGCUCCUGCUACGCCUCCAUCCAUGCAGUCGCAGCAGCAGCCGCCUCGACUGGCCAAGCAGCGGAGUCCGAAUGGGAAUGCGCAUACAAUGGCCUGCUUGCGGCAGGAGAAGAGCCCGAAGGAGCACCAGGUGGAGCCUCAGAUGUCGCAGCAUCAGGCCAGCAAAACGCUGAACAUCAAGAGCACGCGACGCAAGAACUCCAUCGGAUGCCUCAACAGUUUCUCCUCCUCGCCAGACUCGCCGGGAUGCUACUACAGCAUAGCGGCCUCGGCAGCACCGUCCUCCAAGUCGCAGAGCCUGCCGGCCCAUGGCUCCAUCAAGCAGCUGGAUGCGGUCAUCUUGAGCGCCCUGCGAGUGCCCGCCGAUGUUCUGGCCAACCAAAUCACGCUGCUAGACUUUCCUGUCUUCGCCGUGAUUCAGCCGGAUGAGCUGGGCAGCUGUGCCUGGACAAAGAAGGACAAGCAUGUGGUCACGCCGAACAUUGUGGCCUUCACCAAGCGCUUCAACCACACGAGCUUCUGGACAGUGCAAGAGAUAUUGAACGGCGAACAGCCCAAGCAGCGAGCGGAGAUAAUGACGCAUUUCAUCAAGGUGGCCAAGAAGCUGCACGAGCUGAACAACCUCCAUUCGCUGUUCGCCAUAAUCUCGGCCAUGCAGAGCGCCAGCAUUUAUCGGCUGAAGAAGACGUGGGCCUGUCUGUCCAAGAAGGAUCGCCAGUCGUUUGAUCGGCUCAGUGACAUAUUCAGCGAUCAGGACAAUUGGUCCAAUCUGCGGGCCUACCUGGAGAGCCUACGCCUGCCCUGCAUACCCUAUCUGGGACUCUUUCUCACCGAUUUGAUCUACAUCGAUCUGGCGCACCCGCACAAGGGUGGGCUGGAGCCCGAGCAGCGUCGAAACAAGAUGAACAACAUACUCCGUGUCAUUUCAAACUAUCAGCAGUCGGACUACAAGCAGCUGCAGCCGCAUGAGUCCACGCAGAAGUAUCUCACAUCUAUACGAUAUAUCGAGGAGCUGCAGAAUAUAUUCGAGGAGGAUCAGUACAAACGUUCACUGAAUCUGGAACCGGCAUCGCCCUCAGGCCCUAGCUCGUCGUCCUGCAGCUCCAAGGAGUCGUUCAAUGUGGAAACCGUCACACCGGCCCUGGGCUGUUUGAAUCUCUCGCCAGCCAAAACCAUUGGCUCCAUGCGCAUGGCCAGCGGUACAAAGUUUGUACCCGGCCAUCGCAAGUGCCGCAGUCUGGGCACCAAAUUUCGCAGCAGCAGCUUGCCGCGCAACUUUGCACAAAAGUGUCAAUGCUGCAUUGUGAUGAUUGCGCCGGGCAUUGGCACCAUCUCCAACAAGCGGUGCAGAUGCCGCGGCAUCUUUGGAAAGAUUGCCACGCACAGUCACGGCGACGGCCAUCCGCACCAUCUGCAGUUGGAGCACGACCAGGGCGUGCUGCCACGACACCAUCUGCUCGACGACUCGGUGCUGGAGCACAGCGAUGCCCUGUCCAAUGCGGAUCUCACCUCCCUGGAGAGCGCCGAAGGAAUAUUGUGCGACUUCACAGGCAGCGAAUGCGAUCUGAUGUCCCCGGAGGCGGCAGCCGCCAUGCAGGGCUGCGUUCGUCGCAAGACCGUUCAGAAGGAGGGGCGCAAGCCGGCGGUGGCCUCCUGGCAGCGAUACUGGCUGCAAAUUUGGGCCAACUCUCUGGUCUACUUUCCGCCCAAGUCCUUCAAGGGCAGCGAGCGGAGCGACUUCAAGCGCGAGCCCUGCAAGGUGUGCCCCCUGGAUGGCUGGUACGCCCACGUCAGCGACAACACGAAGCACAAGAACACCUUUGAGCUGUGCCACCGCACUCUGGGCACCGUCUACAAGUUUCGCACCGACAGUCCGCAAAUGACGCAUCUCUGGACGAACGCUAUCUGCAAGCUGGCCACAAUGCGUGUGCCAAAGCCAUUGCCAGCCAAUCUGAUGUCCUUCGAGUGAGCUCCUGCUCCUGCUCCUUUCGGGGGAAUUGUACUUGAGAGCUCGAAUCUAUUGUACUCAUCAUUGUUUAGACCGUAGUUAAGUUAGCUUAGCCAUUGUAUACAUAUGUGCACACCGCACAACCAAGCAAGCAAACAAUCGAGCAACCAGCCGCAACACCACCCACCAACUCAACCACUCACUCACUCAACCACACACGAGACAACAAACCACUGAACAUUCCCAGAACACAAUGAACGAACAAAUUGCAAACUGCAAACUACAUCUAGAUGAAUCGAUUCAAAUGGUAUUUCAAAAGACUGACACCGGCAGAGAACGAAGAGGAGGAAGGAAUUGAAGCAGCGAAUCAACAUAAACAGACAAAUAAUCAAAAACAGAUCAAUUGUAAGAACCCCAUUUCCGUGCUGUCUUUAGUGUUGUGCUGUUUGUAUGUAUAUCCUUAAUGUUAGGUCAAAUACUUGGACAUUUACUGAACUUUAUUUUGCGCUAAUUGUGCCAUAUUAUUUCUAAAUUAGUGUAAUCACUGCGAGUGUCGGCAGAAUUGAAUAUGAAUAUAACAGAGAAUCAAAAAUCAAACGAACUUUCGAAAUGAAACUAUAGGCUUUAAUACGAGUAUGCUAUCGCUGUCACUAUCACACCAUCCACUGUACGAUCACUGCAACCAUCUGCCUUAAGUUGAUGCACUCUAGACAUAGACACACCAUAUACCUACGAUUACAUUACUCUAUAUAAAUAUGUGUGUAUAUUGCAUGCUAUAGACAAUACUCUGCGCGAAUUGUACGAAACGAAUGUGUGUAAUGUAAUGUAAUACUUGUUUUCUGCAAAAUGUUGGAGAUGUGCUCAUGAAUUUGUUACUCCUAAGCUUUGCCACGCAUACAGAACUUUGAUUUGCAACGUUUUUACAUUAGGCUUAAGAAAGAAAUGCAACAAAAAAUA
Drosophila miranda is the source of this 3487-nucleotide messenger RNA. It is a transcript of the gene RalGPS, whose product is annotated as ras-specific guanine nucleotide-releasing factor RalGPS1. Bases 440 to 2551 code for a protein of 703 amino acids. Gene Ontology annotation, molecular function: guanyl-nucleotide exchange factor activity. The transcript has 8 exons. Gene Ontology annotation, biological process: positive regulation of GTPase activity; Ras protein signal transduction. The record is from RefSeq and is a predicted model, not a curated record. Lineage: Eukaryota; Metazoa; Arthropoda; Insecta; Diptera; Drosophilidae. Gene Ontology annotation, cellular component: plasma membrane.